GAAAGUUGAGAAAAGCCUCCCAUACCCAUUACAGGAGUGGUAACCUCUUCUAGUAUCCUCAAGCUACCACACUCAUUCAGCUGAGAAUCCAGAAUCAUCUUCAUUGAAGCAUCUCCAAUCCCACCUGAAACUCCUCCCUGGGAUUACUUUGGCCUUUUCCAUCCAAUCGACCAUCAAUUUUCUGAGGAAAAAGGAAUGAAUGAAGGGGUUGAGAAUGUUGAUGACAUAAUGCAUACGAGGAAAGGUGAGGGAAUUCCUGAUCUAGAAGAUGGGGAAGAUAAAUCUUCUUUUCAUGAUAAGGAAGAAUCUCAGGAUUCAGAUGAUGAAUUUGAUGAGCCCUCAACAGAUACUUUGGUUCGAAGUUUUGAAAACUUUAAUAGGAUGCAUGAUCAGAAUGGGGUUACUGCUUCACAUACCAUGCAAUCGGCUGGAAGUUUGACUCCGGAAAAGGAGUUCUUAAAGGAGGAAAAAAGCAGCUCACCGAUGUUAUCACCUGUGAGGCCCACAACCUCAGCAGUUUCUGUUCAUGUUGACAUGAAUAAAAUGCCAGUUAAAGAAGAUUCCGUUGAGAAUAAGAUUGCUCCUAAGGACUUUUUUUCAAGCAUGAAAGAUAUUGAGUCUCUUUUUAUAAAAGCUUCCGAGUCGGGGAAAGAGGUUCCAAGAAUGCUUGAAGCAAACAAAUUGCAUUUUCGUCCAAUAUUUCCAGGGAAAGAAAGGGGAUCAGCGGCAUCUACAUUCUUCAAAGCUUGUUUUGCUUGUGGUGGAGAAGACCAUAGCCAAGUUCAAGAAGAACCUGCUCAAACUGAUGUGAAGUACUUGACUUGGCAAAGGACUGAAUCAUCUCGAUCAUCUUCAUCCAGGAAUCCUUUGGGAUUAAAUUCAGAUGAUAUUGGGGAACUUAAUAAUAGUCUUUUUGACAGUAUCUAUAUGAUAUCUGGAAGUCAUGCCUCAACAUUAGAUAGGCUAUAUGCAUGGGAGAGAAAGCUUUAUGAUGAAGUAAAGGCUAGUGAGACAGUUAGAAGUAUGUAUGAUGCAAAGUGCAAAUUUUUGAGACAGCUGGAAUCAAAGGGAGAAAGUUCAUACCGAAUUGAUAAAACUCGUGCUUCUGUCAAGGAUCUUCACUCAAGGAUCAUAGUUGCUAUUCACAGGAUUAACUCUAUAUCAAAUAAAAUCGAGGAAUUACGCGACCAAGAGCUCCAGCCACAACUAGAGGAGUUGAUUAAAGGGUUGAGUCGGAUGUGGGAAGUGAUGUUGGAAUGUCACAGGCUUCAAUACGGAAUCAUCUCCGUAGCAUACAGAAACAACACCAUCAAAAUUCCGGUACAUUCAGAGUCACACAGACAAAUUACGAUUCAUCUUGAAAACGAACUGAGCUUACUCUCUUCUAGUUUUACAAAAUGGAUUGGUGCUCAAAAGUCCUAUCUUCAGGCAAUUAAUACUUGGCUUUUGAUAUGUGUUUCUCUCCCACAAAAAUCUUCCAGAAGAAAGAAGAGGGCAACAGUCCCUUCAUGGAGAAACUAUGGCCCUCCUAUAUAUGCCACUUGUGGUGUUUGGCUAGACAGUCUUGAGAAAUUACCCACGAGAGCAGUUGCAGAUUCUAUAAAGGGUUUAGCAGCCGAAACCGCGCAUUUUCUACCACGUCAAGAGAAGAACCAAGGGAAGGGCACCAACCAACCAUAUUCGAAUACUGAAACUGGUUCAGCAGCUAAUAUGUUAAACAAUGAAGCUUCUGAUGAUUGGAAUUUAGGUCUGGACCGGUUUCGGUCAAGUUUGGAGGGAUUUCUUGGCCAAUUGAAUAACUUUGCAGAUUGUUCCGUGACAAUGUAUGCAGAACUCGAAAGGGCAAUCGAGGAUGCGAAGAGCAAGUACGAUAAACGGAAAUCGCAAUCGGGAGUAAGAUACGGCUAAUGAGACAGCUUUAUAAGCAGUUGAGACAAGAGGGUAUGUGGGAUUUUGUACAUGGAGAGAGUAAUACAAUAAAAGGGUAUUUUUUGGUGGAGCAUUUUUCAUAUAAGUUAGAAUAAGAAAAUAAAAUGAGUGUUUGGAAAAAUUGUAAUGUGGAGAUUUUGUUAUUUAUUACACGGAGUGAAUAGAGUGGAUCAGAAGUUGUACA
Molecule: messenger RNA, 2113 nt
Organism: Carica papaya (papaya)
Lineage: Eukaryota; Viridiplantae; Streptophyta; Magnoliopsida; Brassicales; Caricaceae
Source: RefSeq, a predicted model, not a curated record